Messenger RNA from Coccomyxa subellipsoidea C-169, 1113 nucleotides. RefSeq lists its product as hypothetical. The coding region runs from base 289 to 825 and encodes 178 amino acids. NCBI's taxonomy places the organism in Eukaryota, Viridiplantae, Chlorophyta, Trebouxiophyceae, Coccomyxaceae. The record is from RefSeq and is a predicted model, not a curated record. Gene Ontology annotation, biological process: ribosomal large subunit biogenesis. The transcript is spliced from 5 exons. Gene Ontology annotation, cellular component: nucleolus.
GUGUUUCUGGAGGUCCAUCUUGAUUUCAAAUAUUUGUUCUGUACAUCCCAACUCAGGGAACAUCACAAAAUACGCUUCAAGUGCCUCCGUCGUCUGCAAAGAUCCUACCUUCUUUGACUCAUUUUCGCUGUAGACAGGAAGCCAGCGUCACUAGAUUCUUGAGAAAAAGAAGAAUAAGAAAUAUAUGGUCAGUAUUUGCCAGUCAGGGGCUUGAGGAGAGAACUCAACAGACAAACCACGAAUACUAGCCUUUGCAGCAUUCACCACUGUGCGCUGAUUUAAGCAGCCAUGCGCUUGGAAAAGUGCUGGUUCUGCUCCAGCACUAUAUAUCCCGGACACGGGAUCACGUUUGUUCGCAAUGAUUGCACGGUCUUCAAUUUCUGUAGGUCCAAGUGCCACAAGAAUUUCAAGAUGAAGCGGAAUCCUCGCAAGGUGGCCUGGACCAAGGCCCACAGGCGUCUGGCAGGGAAGGAGCUGGCAGAGGACACAACCUUUGAGAUGGAGAAGCAGCGGAACAGGCCGGUGAAGUACGACCGGGAGCUGACUCAGAAGACCAUCAAGGCCAUGGAGAAGGUCACGGAGGUUCGCCAGAAGAGGCAGGAGCGGUUCUACGCGGCGCGCAUGCGCAAGGCCAAGAAGCAGCAGAUUGCGCAGGAGAAGGGCGAGCUUGAGAAGGACAUCAACCUUGUACGCGAGACACCAUACACAGAGGAGGAGCAGGAGCAGCCUGUCAAGGAGGUGCAGGCGCCAGUCAAGCAUGUGCAGAAGAAGAGGGAGAAGUUGAAGAUUCCAGUGGAGCAGGGGCGGCAACGCAUGCGCGAGUGAGCGCUGGCACAGCAAGGCGGCUGUCAGUGACAGAACGCUUCCGCGGCAGUACAAGAUAUGACUAAAGCGUCACAAGAAUACAAUAUCUGAUUAAAGAGCACAUCACUCCUGUGAGAUCCAACUACAUGCCAAGAAAUUUUGGGAGUUUCCUUAUUAUUUGAAUGCUUUAAAGUGCACCUCUCAGCUCAGUUCAAAUCAGCUCAACUUGCUGAUCACUUUGAAUUGUGAUUCAAAGUCUUCAACACAGAGCAGCAAGAUAAAGCCUCAACAUGUAAACUUAAAUCUCAG